Molecule: messenger RNA, 1622 nt
Organism: Lampris incognitus (smalleye Pacific opah)
Lineage: Eukaryota; Metazoa; Chordata; Actinopteri; Lampriformes; Lampridae
Gene: srsf4
Product: serine and arginine rich splicing factor 4
Exons: 6
Coding region: 82-1233 (383 amino acids)
Biological process (GO): mRNA splice site recognition; alternative mRNA splicing, via spliceosome
Cellular component (GO): cytoplasm; nucleus; ribonucleoprotein complex
Molecular function (GO): mRNA binding
Source: RefSeq, a predicted model, not a curated record
GGGGGCUGUCGGUACAUUGCGGCCUUCGUCUGAGCGGAAUUUUGCUUUCGACCGUACGACCGCGGGAGACGGCUCGCAAAAAUGUCCCGAGUUUACAUUGGAAGACUGAGCUACCGAGCCAGGGAAAAGGAUGUCGAAAAGUUCUUCAGAGGUUAUGGGAAGAUACUAGAGGUCGACCUAAAAAACGGGUAUGGUUUUGUUGAAUUUGAUGACCCCCGGGAUGCAGAUGAUGCGGUGUAUGACCUGAACGGCAAAGACUUGUGUGGGGAGAGGGUUAUUGUUGAGCACACCAAGGGACCUCGCCGAGAUGGAAGCUAUGGAGGAAGGAGUGGAUAUGGGCGCGGGGGAAGAGACAGAUACGGCCCACCAACGCGGACAGAUUAUCGGCUCAUUGUUGAGAACCUUUCCAGUCGUUGCAGCUGGCAAGACCUGAAGGACUACAUGAGGCAGGCAGGCGAGGUGACAUAUGCUGACACCAACAAGGGCCGCAGGAAUGAAGGAGUCAUAGAGUUCAGGCUUUACUCCGACAUGAAACGAGCCCUGGAGAAGCUGGAUGGCACAGAGGUGAACGGCAGGAAGAUCCGACUCAUCGAGGACCGCCCCGGUGCCAGACGAAGACGCUCCUAUUCCCGCAGUCGCAGCCGUUCCAGGUCCCGCUCCCGAAGUCGUAGAUCCCGCAAGAGCCGCAGCCGCAGUGAGAGCAGCAGUCGUAGCCGCUCCCAUUCCAGGGCGGCCUCCCGCUCCCGCAGCCGCUCUCAAAGCAAGAAGACUAAGGGCAAGAGUGUCAAGAAGGAGGAUGAGGAGGAGAGCAGCAACGGCGCACAGAAGAACAAGGAGGAGCGCAGUCCAAGCCGUAGCCCCAAGAGCAAGAAGGCCAAAAAAGAAGGGAAGAGGAGCAGGAAGGACGAGUCUAGGUCCAGAUCUCGAUCAAGGUCUCGCUCCAGAUCAGCGGGCAAGGAUCGCUCCAGGAAGUCGGUCUCCAAGGGCCUAGAGCCAGCCAAGAGUGAUGAGGAGGGCGGUGCUGCUGAGAGGGCUUCUCGCUCCCGCUCUGUCACCCCUGCUGACCCGAAGCCCAGAGCCAGGUCCAGGUCCAAGUCUAAGUCUAAGUCCAAGUCACACUCCCCAUCGCCAGUCAAAGCCCGCUCCCGCUCCCCAUCAGCUUCCCGUUCAGAGUCUCGCUCCAAAUCCCGCUCACCAUCCCGUUCUCGCUCUCGUUCUCGCUCCCGAUCUUAAUCGCCAUCGAGGACUGUAUGUCAUGAGCCCCUACCCAGAUGUUUCCCACUGUCCACCAUUUACAUUCCCCACAUUAGUCAACCUUGUCUCUGUCUUUUGAUAAAUAGCUGUAGAUUGAGGCACUCAUGCUCGAUGUGUCUAUUCACUCGCUUUUCAGUUUUGACUUUUAUCCUCCAAAUGUUCUUAGUAUAGUUGUCUCCAUAUGGAAUUAUUUGUAAAAUAACAGGAUAAGAUCAGUUUUUUAAGUUUAACUUGAUUCAAAUUCACAGUUGUAUGUGUUAGACUUUUUAUCACACAUGUAAAAACGAAAAUGUUCUGUAGAUGUGCUAGGUGAGACUUUCUGUGAUAACUCUGCCUUUUAUUUACUCUGAGAAUAAAAAAAUGCCUGA